Messenger RNA from Gastrolobium bilobum, 1104 nucleotides. Its product is annotated as G2/mitotic-specific cyclin S13-7-like. Lineage: Eukaryota; Viridiplantae; Streptophyta; Magnoliopsida; Fabales; Fabaceae. The coding region runs from base 1 to 1104 and encodes 367 amino acids. Gene Ontology annotation, molecular function: cyclin-dependent protein serine/threonine kinase regulator activity. Gene Ontology annotation, cellular component: cyclin-dependent protein kinase holoenzyme complex; nucleus; cytoplasm. The transcript has 8 exons. The record is from RefSeq and is a predicted model, not a curated record. Gene Ontology annotation, biological process: mitotic cell cycle phase transition; regulation of cyclin-dependent protein serine/threonine kinase activity.
AUGGCUUCAAGACCCAUUGUUCCAAAACAAGCCAGAGAUAUUGCUAUGGUUGGCGGAGGAAAGCAACAGAAGAAGAACGAUGCAACAGAGGAAAGGAACCGCAAAGCACUUGGCGAUAUUGGAAAUUUAGUCACCUUAAGAGGAUUUGAGGACAAACCCAAUCGUCCCAUUACAAGGAGUUUCUGUGCCCAACUACUUGCUGAAAAUAACAAGGCAGCAUGUGGUCUAACUAAAAAACCGAAGGUUGAGAUUGUUGAUAUUGAUGCUGGUGAUGCUGGGAAUGAGCUUGCUGCUGUGGAAUAUGUUGAAGAUAUUUACAUGUUCUAUAAGGAAGUGGAGAACGAGAGCCUUACCCAGGACUACAUGAACACACAACACCAACCUGAGAUAAAUAAGAGAAUGAGAGAAAUACUGAUUGAUUGGUUGAUGGAUGUCCACUCAAAGUUUGAACUUUCACUUGAAACCCUUUAUCUUACCAUUAAUAUAAUUGAUCGGUUUCUAUCAAUUAAGACAGUGCCAAGAAGGGAACUGGAAUUGGUUGGUGUUGGUGCCAUGCUGAUGGCAUCCAAGUAUGAAGAAAUAUGGCCCCCUCAGGUUAAUGACUUUGUCUGCCUUUCAGACACAGCUUACACUCAUGAACAGAUUCUGGGGAUGGAGAAAAUCAUACUUGGCAAUCUGGAAUGGACUUUGACUGUGCCUACACCAUUUGUUUUCCUAGUUCGCUUUAUCAAGGCAUCAGUUCCUGAUCAGAUGUUGGAAAACAUGGCCCAUUUUCUUUGUGAGCUGGGAGUGAUGCAUUAUGCCACCUUAGUUAAGUAUUGCCCAUCAAUGGUUGCUGCCUCAGCAGUCUUUGCAGCUAGAUGCACUCUUGAUAAGAGCCCCGUUUGGAAUGAGACACUUAAGCUACACACGGGUUACUCAGAUGAACAACUAAUGGAAUGUGCUAGACUACUGGUCAACUUCCACUCCACGGUUGGAAAUGGAAAGCAUAUGACUGUGUACAGAAAGUACUCUCAUCCUCUGAGAGGGGCUGUUGCAGGGCUUCCAUCAGCUAAGAAUCUUCUAACCGAAGGUUCUACAUCAAUUUGCCCGGAACAUUCUUAG